UCAAGGAGUUUCAGUUUAUUGAGAAAAGCCAAGAAAAAAAGACAAAGCCAAGAAAAAAAAAUUCCGGGGCUAGGUCAAUCAGAGAAACUUUGCCUCUUCUCGAUUCCUUUGGUGACAUAUAGUCAGUGAUACAAUGGUAAAUGUUUAAUGACUGGAUAUCUGGGAGAAACACCUGGACUUCUAAGGUCUUCCAAUUUAUAUGGUAUAAGUAGUCCCUUUAUGGCUGAUUUCAAGGUGCCAAUAUUGUGUCCGGAAUUGGUGGGUUCUUGGUCUCACUGAUUUCAAGAAUGAAGCUGCGGACCCUCGCGGUGAGCGUUACAGCUCUUAAGGUGGCGCGUCUGGGGUCUGCCCCUUCUGAUGUUCAGAUGUGUUUGGAGUUUCUUCCUUCUGGUGGGUUUGUGGUCUCGCUGGGCUCAGGAAUGAAGCUGCAGAUCUUCACGGUGAGUGUUACAGCUCAUAAAAGCCACGUGGACCCAAAGAGUCAGCAGUAGCAAGAUUUAUUGCAAAGAGCGAAAGAACAAAGCUUCCACACUGUGGAAGGGGACCGGAGCGGGUUGCCACUGCUGGCUGGGGCAGCCUGCUUUUAUUCUCUUAUCUGGCCCCACCCACAUCCUGCUGAUUGGUAGAGCCCAGCGGCCUGUUUUGACAGGGCCGUGAUUGGUGCGUUUACAAUCCCUGAGCUAGAUACAAAAGUUCUCCACAUCCCCAUCAGAUUAGUUAGAUACAGAGUUUCCACACACAGGUUCUCCAAGGCCUCACCAGAGCAGCUAGAUAGAAUGUCUAUUGGUGCACUCACAAACCUUGAGCUAAACACAGGGUGCUGAUUGGUGGGUUUACAAACCUUGAGCUAGAUACAGAGUGCCGAUUGGUGUUUUUACAAUCCCUGAGCUAGACAUAAAGGUUCUCCAAGGCCCCACCAGAGCAGCUAGAUACAGAGUGUCGAUUGGUGCACUCAUAAACCUUGAGCUAAACACAGGGUGCUGAUUGGUGUGUUUACAAACCUUGAGCCAGAUACAGAGUGCUGAUUGGUGUAUUUACAAUCCCUGAGCUAGACAUAAAGACUCUCUAUGUCCCCACCAGACUCAGGAGCCCAACUGGCUUCACCUAGUGGAUCCCGCACCGGGGCUGCAGGUGGAGCUGCCUGCCAGUCCGGCGCCGUGCGCUCGUACUCCUCAGCCCUUGGGUGGUCGAUGGGACUGGGCGCCGUGGAGCAGGGGGUGGUGCUCGUCGGGGAUGCUCGGGCAGCACAGGAGCCCAUGGAGUGGAUGGGAGGCUCAGGCAUGGCGGGCUGCAGGUCCCGAGCCCUGCACCGCGGGAAGGCAGCUAAGGCCCGGCGAGAAAUCGAGCACAGCGCCGGUGGGCCGGCACUGCUAGGGGACCCAGUACACCCUCUGUAGCCGCUGGCCCGGGUGCCAAGUCCCUCACUGCCCGGGGCUGGCAGGGCCGGCCGGCUGCUCCGAGUGCAGGCCCGCCAAGCCCAUGCCCACCCGGAACUCCAGCUGGCCCGCUGUCACCUCUCAAUAUGACGCCACUAAACAUGGAGUUGAUAACAGGUGUGCAGUAGCUCAACAUUAUAUAGUAUUUCUACCAUACAGAUACAGUAGUAGACAGAGCUUGAUGAAUAUAGAACAAAUUUGCGUCAGACAAUAGCUUUUUGUUUUUAGAUAGUUUCUUUAAGGGUGAAAACAUUUAACCAGGCUCUCUUGAAGCCCUGCUGCCUGGGGGAAGUCAUUUGAUUUUUGCUAGUCUGUAUGCAUUGUUUAUGUACAGACUUUAUGGUUUUGUUCUCAAAGGCAUCUCCUCCUACCCCGAGCCUCACACUGCUGGGGUUUCGUUUGUUUUAAAUCUUGGUUGGAGGGGGCACUCUCUCCAGAAAGUAAAAGACAACGGAUCUGGCUCCAGUCCAGGACGGAAAGCAUAACGCUUGAUUUCUGGAUGGGGUUUGCACAAGGACAGCACGUGAGUUCUGCUCUCCGUGGGACUCAGACCGGAUAGGCCGUGAAAAUCUCUAAGGUGUCAGUCCACGCAACCUAACCUGGCAAAGGGAAUGCUUUGCAAACUCAGGCCCCAGAACAGAACUCGGCCUACCAGAUCCAGGGAGCCAAAGCACGCAGGCGCAGACAGAGUAGCGAAUCCAGAACCCUUGAUGUGUCCACAGAUGAAGAGGAUAAAAUACAUCACUCCUCAGAAAGUAAGGAUGAUCAGGGUUUGUCUUCUGACAGUUCUAGCUCUCUUGGAGAAAAAGAACUUUCAUCAACAGUUAAGAUCCCAGAUGCAGCUUUUAUUCAGGCAGCCCGCAGAAAACGUGAAUUGGCCAGGGCCCAAGAUGACUAUAUUUCUUUGGAUGUACAACAUACCUCCUCCAUCUCUGGUAUGAAGAGAGAGAGCGAAGAUGACCCUGAGAGUGAGCCUGAUGACCAUGAAAAGAGAAUACCAUUUACUCUAAGACCUCAAACACUUAGACAAAGGAUGGCUGAGGAAUCAAUAAGCAGAAAUGAAGAAACAAGUGAAGAAAGUCAGGAAGAUGAAAAGCAAGAUACUUGGGAACAACAGCAAAUGAGGAAAGCAGUUAAAAUCAUAGAGGAAAGAGACAUAGAUCUUUCCUGUGGCAAUGGAUCUUCAAAAGUGAAGAAAUUUGAUACUUCCAUUUCAUUUCCGCCAGUAAAUUUAGAAAUUAUAAAGAAGCAAUUAAAUACUAGAUUAACAUUACUACAGGAAACUCACCGCUCACACCUGAGGGAGUAUGAAAAAUACGUACAAGAUGUCAAAAGCUCAAAGAGUACCAUCCAGAACCUAGAGAGUUCAUCAAAUCAAGCUCUAAAUUGUAAAUUCUAUAAAAGCAUGAAAAUUUAUGUGGAAAAUUUAAUUGACUGCCUUAAUGAAAAGAUUAUCAACAUCCAAGAAAUAGAAUCAUCCAUGCAUGCACUCCUUUUAAAACAAGCUAUGACCUUUAUGAAACGCAGGCAAGAUGAAUUAAAACAUGAAUCAACGUAUUUACAACAGUUAUCACGCAAAGAUGAGACAUCCACAAGUGGAAACUUCUCAGUAGAUGAAAAAACUCAGUGGAUUUUAGAAGAGAUUGAAUCUCGAAGGACAAAAAGAAGACAAGCAAGGGUGCUUUCUGGGAAUUGUAACCAUCAGGAAGGAACAUCUAGUGAUGAUGAACUGCCUUCAGCAGAGAUGAUUGACUUCCAAAAAAGCCAAGGUGACAUUUUACAGAAACAGAAGAAAGUUUUUGAAGAAGUGCAAGAUGAUUUUUGUAACAUCCAGAAUAUUUUGUUGAAAUUUCAGCAAUGGCGAGAAAAGUUUCCUGACUCCUAUUAUGAAGCUUUCAUUAGUUUAUGCAUACCAAAGCUUUUAAAUCCCCUAAUACGAGUUCAGUUGAUUGAUUGGAAUCCUCUUAAGUUGGAAUCCACAGGUUUAAAAGAGAUGCCAUGGUUCAAAUCUGUAGAAGAAUUUAUGGAUAGCAGUGUGGAAGAUUCAAAGAAGGAAAGUAGUUCAGAUAAAAAAGUCUUGUCUGCAAUCAUCAACAAAACAAUUAUUCCCCGACUUACAGACUUUGUAGAAUUCCUUUGGGAUCCUUUGUCAACCUCACAGACAACAAGUUUAAUAACACAUUGCAGAGUGAUUCUUGAAGAACAUUCCACUUGUGAAAAUGAAGUUAGUAAAAGCAGACAGGAUUUACUUAAAUCCAUUGUUUCAAGAAUGAAAAAGGCAGUAGAAGAUGAUGUUUUUAUUCCUCUGUAUCCAAAGAGUGCUGUAGAAAACAAAACAUCACCUCAUUCAAAGUUCCAAGAAAGACAGUUCUGGUCAGGCCUAAAGCUCUUCCGCAAUAUUCUUCUUUGGAAUGGACUCCUUACAGAUGACACCUUGCAAGAACUAGGACUAGGGAAGCUGCUAAAUCGUUACCUUAUUAUAGCACUUCUCAAUGCCACACCUGGGCCAGAUGUGGUUAAAAAGUGCAACCAGGUAGCAGCAUGUCUACCAGAAAAAUGGUUUGAAAAUUCUGCCAUGAGGACAUCUAUUCCACAGCUAGAAAACUUCAUUCAGUUUUUAUUGCAGUCUGCACAUAAAUUAUCUAGAAGUGAAUUCAGGGAUGAAGUCGAAGAAAUAAUUCUUAUUUUGGUGAAAAUAAAAGCUUUGAAUCAAGCAGAAUCCUUCAUAGGAGAGCAUCACCUAGACCAUCUUAAAUCACUAAUUAAAGAAGAUUGAAUAAACUUUAUUGGAAAAUGCUAAAAUUUUAAUAUAGUUACACUCAGUUCCUUUGUUUGAGAAGAAGCUGGUGCCUCUCUCUUCUUUAUUCCCUGUAAUAGAAGGUAGGAUUUGAAAAAAAGCAGGACUCCACCUCUGUAUUCCCCCGUGCUUUACCUUCUGGCAUCAUGAAAAGCUGCCAUGAUUCUGUGGUGUUCUAAGGAAUUAAAUGCACUGGAGCUUUAAGAGCUCAACGUGUUUCCCUUUGAUUCUUUUGGCUGGUCUUUCAAUUUUCUUAAGAGGGGAACUGGAGAAACCUUGCUAAAGGUUUUAGCUUAAGUGAGCAUGCUACUAAGUCUUCUGUCCUGAACCACAAUAAUAUCUUUUAGUUCUCUUUAACUACCUUUAUUUAAAAAUAAGUCAAUAUGAAAAUCUCAGUUGGAGUGAAUUAUUUGCUAAGUAUUAAAUGAUUAAGGCAUGUGCCGAUUGUCAAAUUAUCCUUCAGAAAUCUGUACCAAUUUAAUGUACCAACAUAAGCAUAAGUGAGUGCCAAUGAAUCCCUACCAGCAGUAGUUAUUAUCCUUUUUAAAAAUGCAUUGAAAAUUUGAAAGGUAAAAAUCUUAUUUUAAUAGCGUAUUUUGUGUUGGCUAUUAGAGAGUAAACAUAUUGGUUUUGGCCAUUUGUAAUUAUUUCUGAAAUAUCCAUCUUUUUCUUAUGGACUUUAAGACCUUUAUAUUUUUAAAGAUAUUGAUUUUUUGCCCAUGCUUGUGGCAGAAGUUUUCCUUAUUUGCCAUUUUUCUUUUAUUUUUUUUUUAAUUGUAUUUUUUGAGACAGGGUCUGGCUCUGUCACCCAGGCUGGAGAGUAGUGGCACAAUCUCGGCUCACUGCAACCUCUGCCUUCUGGGCUCAAGCAAUCCUCCCACUUCAACCUCCCAAGUAGCUGGGACUAUAGGCAUGCGCCACCAUGCCCAGCUGAUUUUUGUAAUUUUUUGUAGAGAUGGGGUUUCGUGACAUUGCCCAGGCUGGUCUCGAACUCUUGAGCUCAAGCAGUCUACCCACCUUGACCUCCCAAAGUGCUGGGAUUACAGGCUUGAGCAACCAUGUUUGGCCUUUCUUUUAAAUUUGUUGAUGUUUUUUGAAGCAUUAAGUCAUUACUUAUUAGCAAGUUACUAUUUUGUUUUUUUGUCAUUGGUGGUAGGACUAAGAAGGAAACAGAUAUUUUAAAUACUCACAACAUGUGAUUCAUUUUCUGAUAAAAUAUUUGUCUAAUAAAACAGAGGCAAGAUAAUUUAAUCAAAAGAAAUUAAGAAAAUUUUCCAAAAAUGUUAGUUUACUAGUAAUUUUUCUAAGUCUACUUAUUAAAUAACUUAAGGGAAACUGUAAAUAUAUUUUGCAAAUUGUUGUUCAAAAGAUAAUUGGAAAAAAUUGAAUAUAUUGUAGGAUUUGAAUAUACAGCCUACUUUUAUGUCACCUCUACCUUCAAAACUACAUAUAAUUUAUUUUAGGAGUUGGAUUUGUUAUGUCUGUUGCAGUGAGGACUUGUGAUUCACUGGUAUGAAGAAUUUUUUGAUGUUUAUAUUAGUAACAAAAUUAUACAAGGAUAGAAUCUCAUCUAGAAAAUGCAAACUAUUGUUGAAAAGCAGUUAGCAUUUCCACACAACCGCUGUCCCCAGAGAUAACUGCUGUUUUCAUUUUAAUGUUAUCCUUUUAGACCUUUUCUCUAUUUACAAAAAUGUUACGUGUUUCUAUGUGUACAUAGUUUUGGGUUUUUUUUUUUUUUUUACGUAAGUGGCAGACACUUUAUUGCACAUGAAAUUUGUAAUUUUUUUCUAUUUAAGUACACAUUUGGAAAUUAUCCUCUGACUUUUGGAUUUUUAACUAAAUAUGUUGGACGUGUUCCUUUAUAUAUUUAAGUUCAGCACAGAAACUUUCCUACCUUUUUGUGGAAGAUAAAAUAUUAAAACUGCUUUCAAAACUACAAA
Molecule: messenger RNA, 6173 nt
Organism: Homo sapiens (human)
Lineage: Eukaryota; Metazoa; Chordata; Mammalia; Primates; Hominidae
Gene: GCFC2
Product: GC-rich sequence DNA-binding factor 2
Exons: 17
Coding region: 2374-4212 (612 amino acids)
Biological process (GO): mRNA splicing, via spliceosome
Cellular component (GO): nucleolus; nucleus; nucleoplasm
Molecular function (GO): DNA binding
Source: RefSeq, a predicted model, not a curated record